UCGGGGGCGGGAGCGGCGCACGCAACUCCUCGGGCCAAUAACUGCGCAGCAAAAACGCGGGACCCCGGUGGGGAAGUUCCAGCUGUCGAGGGGUUCGCGCGGGAGUCGGGGCGGCGGAGCCAUGGUCUGCCAACUGAGCGAGGGGGCCAUUGCGGCCAUCAUGCAGCAGGGGGAGACGUCCAUGAAGCCCAUCCUCCAAGUCAUCAACAUCCGUCCCAUUACUACGGGGAAUAGUCCGCCGCGUUAUCGACUGCUUAUGAGUGAUGGAUUGAACACUCUGUCCUCUUUCAUGCUGGCAACACAGUUGAACCCCCUUGUGGAGCAAGAACGACUGUCCAGCAACUGUGUUUGCCAGAUUCACCGAUUUAUCGUGAACACUCUGAGAGACGGAAGGAGAGUAGUUAUUUUGAUGGAAUUAGAAGUUUUGAAGUCCGCUGAAGCAGUUGGAGUAAAGAUUGGCAAUCCAGUGCCCUAUAAUGAAGGACAUGGGCAGCCACAAGCAGCUCCUCCAGUGUCAGCAGGCAGCCCAGCGGCAAGCAGCAAGCCCCAGCAACAGCACGGAAGCUCGGGAGCGGGUUCCACUGUUUCUAAGGCUUUUGGUGCUUCAAAGACAUUUGGAAAAGCUGGAGGUCCCAGCCUGUCAAACACUUCUGGGGGAACACAGUCCAAAGUGGUGCCCAUUGCCAGCCUCACUCCUUACCAGUCCAAGUGGACUAUUUGUGCUCGUGUCACCAACAAAAGUCAGAUCCGUACCUGGAGCAACUCCCGAGGGGAAGGGAAGCUUUUCUCUCUAGAACUGGUUGAUGAAAGUGGUGAAAUCAGAGCUGCAGCUUUCAACGAGCAAGUGGACAAGUUCUUUCCGCUUAUUGAAGUGAACAAGGUGUAUUAUUUCUCGAAAGGCACUCUGAAGAUUGCUAACAAACAGUUCACAGCUGUUAAAAAUGACUACGAGAUGACCUUCAAUAACGAGACUUCCGUCAUGCCCUGUGAAGACGGCCAUCAUUUACCUACGGUUCAGUUCGAUUUCACGGGGAUUGAUGACCUCGAGAGCAAGUCGAAAGACUCACUCGUAGACAUCAUCGGGAUCUGCAAGAGCUACGAAGAUGCCACUAAAAUCACAGUGAGGUCUAACAACAGAGAGGUUGCCAAGAGAAAUAUCUACCUGAUGGACACAUCUGGGAAGGUGGUGACUGCCACGCUGUGGGGGGAAGAUGCUGAAAAAUUUGAUGGUUCUAGACAGCCCGUGUUGGCUAUCAAAGGAGCCAGAGUCUCUGAUUUCGGUGGACGGAGCCUCUCCGUGCUGUCUUCAAGCACUAUCAUUGCGAAUCCUGACAUCCCAGAGGCCUAUAAGCUUCGUGGUUGGUUUGACGCAGAAGGACAAGCCUUAGACGGUGUUUCCAUCUCUGAUCUAAAGAGCGGCGGAGUUGGAGGGGUCAACACCAACUGGAAAACCCUGUACGAGGUCAAAUCCGAGAACCUGGGCCAAGGCGACAAGCCGGACUACUUCAGUUCUGUGGCCACAGUGGUGUAUCUUCGCAAAGAGAACUGCAUGUACCAAGCCUGCCCGACUCAGGACUGCAAUAAGAAAGUGAUUGAUCAACAGAACGGAUUGUACCGCUGUGAGAAGUGCGACACAGAGUUUCCCAAUUUCAAGUACCGCAUGAUCCUGUCAGUAAAUAUUGCAGAUUUUCAAGAGAAUCAGUGGGUGACUUGUUUCCAGGAGUCUGCUGAAGCUAUCCUUGGACAGAAUGCAGCUUAUCUUGGGGAAUUAAAAGACAAGAAUGAACAGGCAUUUGAAGAAGUUUUCCAGAAUGCCAACUUCCGAUCUUUCAUAUUCAGAGUCAGGGUCAAAGUAGAGACCUACAACGACGAGUCUCGAAUUAAGGCCACUGUGAUGGACGUGAAGCCGGUGGACUACAGAGAGUACGGCCGAAGGCUGGUCCUGAGCAUCAGGAGAAGCGCGUCGAUGUGAGGAGAGCAGUGCCGAUGGGGGUCUUUAACCGGCGGUUUGGGAGUUUGGCUGUGUGUGUGUCCCUGUUCCUGUCUUGCUCUCCAUCUUGAAGAGGAAGAUGUGUUUCCGUGGACUUUUAUUUUUAUGGAAUCCUUGUUAAAGUCACUCUUUAAGGAUCAAACCCACACCAAGCCUUCCUGGUUGGAAAGAGGCGCUGGAAAGAGUGUGAUUUGCAGUGGGGGCACGCACAGGCUCUCUGGGAAGACGCCUGUCAGUCAAAGCGGCUCUCGUUGUGAGAGGAUCUGACUGCUUGGUUCACUUCCAUCUCCGUCUGAGGGAGAAUUGAAGGUGUUAGCAGGCUCACCAGGCAGCAACACUCAAACCGAUGUGCAGGCCGCCGCCGCGUGCUGCACGUGCUUCCUGAUAGAACCUUGAGCUCCUGCAGCCAAGCCUCAUUGUGUGUGUGUUAUUAAAGUGCCAGUGACUAGGAAAAGCAGAGCCCUGUUAAUUAGAGUGCAACAUUCUUGCAUAGUGGUAGUGUUCCGUUUGUGGCAUAAUUGUCACAGCAAAUUACCAGUUAGGUUAAAUAUUGAGCUGGUAGUUCUCAGCGCUUUCAUUCUUGGCUCCACCCCGCCACCCCCCCACCCCCUCCUACCCUCCCUCACCAUCACCUGCUGGCCUGCACUUCUAACUUGAUCUUCUGCCAAGUGGUAGCUUUUAAGUGAGGCUUAGAGCAGAUACACUUUACAGCAGGAGCAAUAAAUCUAGCUUUAGGCGAGUUAUAGGAUGCCAGGAACAUCUGAAUGAGGGGUCCAAUUUCUGCUGUGUAUGGGGGUGUGCGGGGUCAUCUUGUGGGGCUUCUGACUCCAGCAAUAAAACUGGGUCCUCCGUAUAUCUGACAUGGUGUCUGUCCCGUGAGAAGAUACUUGAGGUGACACAAGAAAUGCGAAGGAAAUAGAAGACCUGGACCCUUCUCAAUUUCCAUCCAUGAGCCGGGGAGCCUCACACAAUGGAAGAGCACUUUCUAUAAGCAAAAGCAGAGGGACAGAGGGUGCCGAGUAUGUGGUGUGGGAAGGGAGUCCAGUGGAGGAGAGGGGACAGUCACAAGACCUGUGAGUUAUCGUGAAGGUGCAAAAAAGGGACCAGCUGGAAGAAAAGUCCAUUUCAAACUGAAGGACCGGCACUUUGCACAGGAGCCAGUAAACCAGGUGCAGGUGAUACCAAGAAAAUUAGCUUGGUUUGAGCGGUGAGUCUUUGUAGAAAAAUAAAUGAGAUUGCUGCACACCGGGAGGGCGGCC
Molecule: messenger RNA, 3249 nt
Organism: Rhinopithecus roxellana (golden snub-nosed monkey)
Lineage: Eukaryota; Metazoa; Chordata; Mammalia; Primates; Cercopithecidae
Gene: RPA1
Product: replication protein A1
Exons: 18
Coding region: 122-1972 (616 amino acids)
Biological process (GO): telomere maintenance via telomerase; DNA replication; nucleotide-excision repair
Cellular component (GO): DNA replication factor A complex; nucleus
Molecular function (GO): damaged DNA binding; single-stranded telomeric DNA binding
Source: RefSeq, a predicted model, not a curated record